CUGUUCUCUGCUCUCUCCUGCAACGACAUUCCAAAUUCUUCUAUUCUCUGUAAAUUCUUAAAUUCUUUCUCCUUACCCAAGAACUGAAGACGACGACGAAGAAGAAGAAGAAAAGAAGAAAUAGAUUUGCUGGAUCAUGUCAGAAGAAGACACCGAUACGCACUGGUUGUUGUUGAUUUUGUUCUUGAUACUGAUCGCAGGUCAGAUAGUAGCCGCAAGAACUUCACAGAGCGACAAAGAAGUUUUGCUGGAACUGAAGACAUUCCUUCAAGAUAAUAAUCCAUUCAACAGAGGUCGAUACACGGAAUGGAACAACAAUUCUUCCCCUUGCUAUUGGCCUGGAAUCUCUUGCAGUGCCAAUGAACGGGUCACCGGAAUUAAUCUUUCCGAUUACAACAUCUCAGGCAAGAUGUUUGGAAAUUUCUCUCUUAUUACUGAACUUUCAGAAUUGGAUCUCUCCAUGAACACGAUUGAUGGGCCUAUACCUGAUGAUUUUAAUCGAUGCAAGAACCUCAAGUAUCUCAAUCUCUCUCACAAUAUCCUCGAAGGAGAACUCAAUCUUACUGGAUUAAUCAACCUAGCAACGCUCGACCUCACUGUUAAUCGAUUCUACGGUGAAAUUCGAUUGAAUUUCCCCGCUCUCUGCAACAAUUUGGUAACUCUGAAUAUAUCGUCAAACAAUUUCACCGGCACAAUUGAUGAUUGCUUCGAUGAAUGCUGGAAGUUGCAAUAUCUUGACCUCAGUGCCAACAAUUUCAGUGGUCAGAUAUGGUCCGGGUUUCAGAGGCUGCAAGAAUUUUCGGUGGCGGAGAACAAACUAGUCGGAGAAAUCUCUCCGUCCUUCUUCACUAAUAAUUGCAGUCUGGAGCUUCUCGAUUUGUCGGAAAACCACUUCCACGGAUCGAUUCCAAAAGAGGUUUCCAAUUGCAAAAGUUUGUAUUUUCUGAACCUGGCGGAUAACAAUUUAACUGGUCCUACUCCUUCGGAGAUUGGGACGCUACCUAAUCUUGUAACCCUGUUAUUAGGGAAGAACAGGUUAUCAAGAGAAAUUCCAGAAUCAUUGCUGAACUUGACUCAGUUAGCAUUUCUGGAUUACAGUUGGAACAGUUUUGGGGGAGAAAUUCAGGAAAUCUUCGGGAAGUUCCAACAGUUGCAGUAUCUUGUUUUGCAUGGGAAUUACUAUACAGGAGGAUUAACUACUUCAGGGAUCCUAAAAUUGCCGAAUCUCCUUCGAUUAGACCUGAGCAUCAACAACUUCACCGGUCCAUUACCAGUUGAACUCUCUGAAAUGCCGCGUUUGAAGUACUUGUUCCUCGCCUACAAUCAAUUCAAUGGUGGCAUUCCACCAGAAUUUGGGAACUUCUCUGCCAUCCAAGCACUUGAUGUUUCCUCCAAUAGACUGACCGGAAAUAUACCUCCGACGAUUGGAAAGCUGAAUUCUCUGUUAUGGUUAAUGCUUGCAAAUAAUUUUCUUACAGGGGAGAUACCUCAUGAGAUUGGGAACUGCAACAGCCUAUUAUGGUUAAACCUCGCAAACAAUAGUUUAUCAGGGACAAUCCCUGCUGAGAUAUCGAAUAUUGCCCAUAAUCCUACUCCAACAUUUGAGUCUAAUCGCAAUGGCAUCCGAAUCCCCGCCGGUUCUGGCGAGUGCAUGACAAUGAAACGGUGGAUACCGGCGAACUACCCACCUUUCAAUUUUGUGUAUUCUCUGCUUACUAGGAAGAGUUGCAGGAGUCUAUGGGAUUUGUUACUCAAAGGGUAUGCAAUCUUCCCAAUCUGUGCCCCUGGUUCAAUGGUCAGAACUCUACAAAUCACGGGUUAUCUCCAACUCACCGGAAACCAGUUUUCCGGGAAUCUACCCCCAGAAAUCGGCAAUUUGCAUAAUUUUACUCUCGUUCAUGUUGGAUUCAACAAUUUUUCCGGAGAGCUCCCACCUGAGAUUGCAAUUAUGCCGCUCAUGGUCCUAGAUGUCUCUUACAAUGGGUUCUCGGGAAAAAUCCCUUCAGAACUCGGGAACGCCAAGUGUUUGCAGAACCUGGAUUUGUCCCACAACAAUUUCUCCGGCGAUUUUCCUGCAAGCUUGAACAAUUUGAAUGAACUGAGCAAAUUUAAUGUCUCCUACAAUCCACUCAUAACCGGUGUAGUUCCAUCUACUGGACAAUUGACCACGUUUGAAGAAGAUUCAUUCCUUGGAGAUCCUCUGUUACAUCUUCCGAAUUUCAUGAACCACAGCCAUUGCAAUGGAAGUUCCUUAUCACCAUCCAAAAGGAAACCCAAACAAUUUUGGAAGAAACCAAGGAUGGCCGCUUUUCUGGUGUUCUUAGCUCUCACCUCGAGUUUCCUCAUAGGUGGAGUUCUGUCUCUCAUCUUCUGCAUCGUUUUCAAGACUCCAGCAGACCAAUCCUUGAGGUCUCUGUCAGAGGACUCAAAGGAAUGCCACAAUAGGGUCAUUAGCUCCGGCAGAUUAUCAUUAUCAGAAAUAACAGAUUACAUGAAGGUCAUCCACUUGGACAAGACGGCAUUCACUUACGCCGAUGUCAAGUUGGCCACGGGAAACUUCUCUGUUGAUAGAAUCAUCGGCACCGGAGGAUUCGGCACUGUUUACCGUGGCGUAUUGCCCGAUGGUAGAGACGUAGCAGUGAAGAAGUUGCAGAGAGAAGGGUUUGAAGGGGAGAAAGAGUUCAAGUCUGAAAUGGAGGUUUUGAGUUGCAGCGACAUCGGGUGGCCGCACCCGAAUCUCGUUACGCUUUACGGCUGGUGUCUUCAUGGGAAGGAGAAGCUACUGGUGUACGAGUACAUGGAAGGCGGGACCUUGGAGGACCUAUUGCCAGAUCGGUUGAGGCUGACGUGGCAGAUGCGAUUGGACGUAGCUACCGAUGUGGCACGGGCGUUGGUUUACCUACACCACGAGUGCUUCCCUGCUAUCGUGCACAGGGAUGUGAAAGCUAGCAAUGUGUUGCUGGACAAGGGAGGAGGAGCACGUGUGACAGAUUUUGGGUUGGCUAGGGUGGUGGAUGCCGGUGAGAGCCAUGUCAGCACGAUGGUUGCAGGGACAGUUGGGUAUGUAGCGCCAGAGUAUGGGCAGACAUGGCACGCCACAACAAAAGGUGACGUGUAUAGCUUUGGGGUGUUGGCAAUGGAGUUGGCGACAGGGAGGAGGGCACUUGAUGGAGGGGAGGAGUGUUUAGUAGAGUGGGCUAGAAGGGUUAUUGGGGAUGGAAGGCAUAGGCAUGGGUUAGGCUGGGCAGUGGUUCCAGUGGUAGUUUUGGGCCCUGGGUUUGCUGAGGGGGCAGAAAAGAUGUGUGAAUUGCUACGCGUUGGCUUGCGGUGCACUGCAGAGGUUCCACAGGCUAGACCAAAUAUGAAAGAGGUUUUUGGAAUGUUGGUGAAGAUUGCCAAAAAAGAAGAUAAUUAUGGUAAUGAAUCUGCUACACCAUCCCAAAUUGUGCCGGUGGAGACCUUGAAGUUGUCUAUAGAUUCGCGAUGAAUUAAAUUUUUACUUAAUUUACUUUAAUUUCUUUUUCUCUUACAAAUAGAAAUACAAAAUUGUUCUGUCAUAAAGGAAUUAAAAAUAUUCCGUUCAAAAAAAAGAAGAAAAAACACACAA
Molecule: messenger RNA, 3607 nt
Organism: Macadamia integrifolia
Lineage: Eukaryota; Viridiplantae; Streptophyta; Magnoliopsida; Proteales; Proteaceae
Product: probable LRR receptor-like serine/threonine-protein kinase At1g74360
Exons: 2
Coding region: 137-3487 (1116 amino acids)
Biological process (GO): protein phosphorylation
Molecular function (GO): ATP binding; protein kinase activity; protein binding
Source: RefSeq, a predicted model, not a curated record